Peromyscus leucopus (white-footed mouse) is the source of this 2886-nucleotide messenger RNA. It is a transcript of the gene Rassf5, whose product is annotated as Ras association domain family member 5. Lineage: Eukaryota; Metazoa; Chordata; Mammalia; Rodentia; Cricetidae. Gene Ontology annotation, biological process: signal transduction. Gene Ontology annotation, cellular component: nucleus. The record is from RefSeq and is a predicted model, not a curated record.
CCUUCUGUCGGCCAAGCUCGGGAGCCGCGGCCGCCAGCGGGCCUUGGCCAUGGCGUCCCCGGCCAUCGGACAGCGUCCCUACCCGCUUCUCCUAGACCCCGAGCCGCCGCGGUAUCUGCAGAGCCUGGGUGGCACCGAGGCGCCGCCGCCGCCCGCCCGGCCACGCCGCUGCAUCCCCGCGGCCCUGGUCUCCGCGUCCGGGGCGUCAGAGGGGCGCGGCGGCCGGAGGGCUGCCCGGGGGGACCCCGAGCCCAUGCCUCGGGACUGCCGACCCGCUCGCCCUGUCCGGCCCGGACUGCAGCAGAGACUGCGGCGGCGGCCGGGUCACCGACCCCGCGACGUGCGGAGCAUCUUCGAGCAGCCGCAGGAUCCCCGCGUCCUGGCCGAGAGAGGCGAGGGGCACCGUUUCGCGGAACUGGCGCUGUUAGGCGGCCCGGGCUGGUGUGACCUGUGCGGACGAGAGGUGCUGCGGCAGGCGCUGCGCUGCGCUUAUUGUAAAUUCACCUGCCACCCAGAGUGCCGCAGCCUGAUCCAGCUGGACUGCAGACAGAAGAAGGAGGGGCCCGCCCUGGAUAGACGCUCUCCAGAAAGCACUCUCACCCCAACCUCCAACCAGAAUGUCUGUAAGGCAGUGGAGGAGACCCAGCGCCCGCCCACGCCACAGGAGAUCAAGCAGAAGAUUGACAGCUAUAACAGCCGGGAGAAGCACUGCCUGGGCAUGAAGUUGAGUGAAGACGGUACCUACACGGGCUUCAUCAAAGUGCAUCUGAAACUCCGACGGCCCGUGACGGUGCCUGCUGGGAUCCGGCCGCAGUCCAUCUACGAUGCCAUCAAGGAGGUGAACCCCGCAGCCACCACCGACAAGCGGACAUCCUUCUACCUGCCACUCGACGCCAUCAAGCAGCUGCACAUCAGCAGCACCACCACCGUCAGCGAGGUCAUCCAGGGGCUGCUCAAGAAGUUCAUGGUUGUGGACAACCCGCAGAAGUUUGCACUCUUUAAGCGGAUCCACAAAGAUGGACAAGUGCUCUUCCAGAAACUCUCCAUCGCUGACUGUCCUCUCUACCUGCGUCUGCUCGCUGGGCCCGACACCGAUGUCCUCAGCUUUGUGCUCAAGGAGAACGAAACCGGGGAGGUAGAGUGGGAUGCCUUUUCCAUUCCUGAACUCCAGAACUUCCUAACUAUCCUGGAAAAAGAGGAGCAGGACAAAAUCCACCAAGUGCAGAAAAAGUACAACCAAUUCCGGCAGAAACUGGAGGAGGCGUUACGAGAGUCGCAAGGGAAGCCUGGGUAACCAGCCUCCUUCCUGUCCUCCGUGCCCUCCAAUUUAUUUUAUUAUUUUGCAACAGACACUUAUUCUCAAGACACCUCUGGGUCCACCUGUGCCUGCCCAGCAGUUAACAGAUGCGGCACAAAGUCUCUUCCACAAAGUGUCUGUGCAGGGUUCGAUUCCUGCCAACCCACCGCGCCAUGACUCUGGAGAGGUUCCGUCUGGAUCAGAACUCACGGAAUGAACACUGUUUAUCCUCAAUCUGCUGGCCUUUCACAAACCAAAUAGUUGCCUCUCUGGUCACCAACUCCAACCAAUCACACCAGCCGGCAAAAAGCAACGAAAGGUUUCAGAGCCCUGUGUUCCUUCUCCGGAUUUAGUUCUUCAGUUCCUCUUCCUUGCCACCAUAGUGUCUUUAUUUAUGGGUCAAAUAUGGGAUAUUCAUUCAGCGAAGUCCUUGAAAGCAGGAAAUGCUCAUGAAAGGACUGCCCUCCUUGCCCCAGGUGCCUCCUCUUCACUAGGACUAGACACUCAGGGUUAGCCUGAGAUGUCAGGGGCUACAGCCCGGACCAGGCCCCGUCUCUGUCACCCCACGGCCUGUGCACAUGAAAACCCAAAGGCAAAUAUGUACAUCUGUGUGGUAUUUCAGCAUGUCUUUGUCCGAUGAUGUUUGUUAUGUUAGAUUUUGAAUUUAAUGUUGUCCUCCUCACGGGUCUCUACCAAAGGGAAACCGGCCACUUAACAAUUUUAGUCUCCUGCUGAGUCACCAGGAAGUACCACGGAGAAGCGCAUCCAAGCUGUCUACAGCCUGCCUGCAGCUAGGAGGCAGUGGGGGCCUGGACUACUGGGUCUACUCCCUGCCUCCAGCUCUGCCUCCAUCCUCUCCGGCUGGAGUAGCAGCCUUGAUUACACACAGUGGGAGGGUUCUUUCUGUCGCGAAGCGUGGUCACAGCAGCCAGCAAACCUCCCUGGUGACUUCAGUGCCUUUUUGUUUUCCUGAGAGAAGAGCAGGGCAUGUGUGCUCACAGCUCUCCUGCUGACUUGACCCUGGCAGGAAGUGGACAGUGGUGGCGUAGAGAUAAGGACAGGGGAUUCCUCAAAGUACAGGGUGAUGAUCACACGCCUCUUUGCCAUCAAGCUUCCUGAUCAGGCUCUGAUUUCGAAGAUGUGAUAUUAUUAAACCACACUGACAGCAUCAGAUUAUGACUCCAGCUCUUUGACUAGUUCAAACUGAAGACAAAUUAGCCAGGACUGCAAAGACACUCAAUACAGAGGGAGAAAAUCUUGUCCUUUUCAAAGAAGGCCGGUGUUCCAAUCUGGCCUCCAGAAGAGACAUUUUCCUGUCGCCUUGCCCGUCCACACCCCUUGGGUUGCUUUAAGCCUAAGCUUCUAAGUGUAGCCUCAAAAUUUCCUCCCCAGCUCAGGCCAGUCCACACCGCUCCUGUCCCAGAGGAAUGCCGAGUCCUUGUCAUUCAGUCUUCUCCAGAGCUGCCAAAGCAACAUGAGCCGGCAGCUCUGAGAGGCUGUGCAUGCCGUCAACCCGGGCUGUCCGCCGCCAUCUCCUGCUCAGCUGUAUCGCGUCCCUCCCUCCCUCCCUCCCUCCCUCUCUCCUCCCU